AUGUCUUGGACCGUCCGCAGCGAAGACAGUCCUGAGCCGAACAAGACGACCUUAUUGCCUUUCGCCGCCCUGCCCAAGGCCUUGCCAGGGUCGACUUUGCGCAUCGGGCACUUGACCCUCUGUCGCUUGCGCUUGUUAUCUGUAAAGGAUCUCGUCAACUGCGUUGCUCAUCUUGGCAUGAUGGAGCUCUCUGUUGAGGAAGUUACAUUCGUGGACGGUGCCGUCACCCACCUCGUCCGCCGGCGAUCCCGUCGCCAUUCGCGGCUGCAGAUCAUCCACAUCAUCCGGUGCUUUGAGAACGGAGACUUGGGCCGCCAAUGCUCCCUGGCAAAUCUUCUCUUCGCCAGUCAAGGCCGUAUGCACGUCGACGACGCGACUCUCGCAUUGGCCGAGAAGACCUUGGCCGCACUGUCGUCUGGGGGCCCGCCCUACCGUGCGGACCUGCGCUACAAUGUUUUUGACAGCACUGAGCCAUGUGAGUUGCAGCUCUCUUCACGGCCGAAGCCCUUGGAGCUCAUGAUCUCAGUCCACUCAUAUGGCUACAGUGUCUCGGCUGACGGCGCCCCGACCGCGCACGUACGAGCGCUGUUACCUGCCAGAACCCCAAGUCGCCAGAAAAUCGAAUACAUGCAGCUCGUCAUCCCGGAAACAUCACCGGCUCCGUCAAAACUCGCGCUUCAAUGGGGUGGCAUCGAGCAGGCGAUCCUGGACCUGCAUCCGCCGCGCGCCGUCCCGCCCCUGCGCAUCACGUGCCCCAGCAGGGCGCAGGCGACAGACGUGCUGGCGCACCUCUUCCUCCGGGACGCGAUCCUGCCACGUCUCUGCGCCCUCGAUAGGGUCAACGUCGAGAUCCGCGACGGCCGGCUCCCGCUCUGGCUGGACGUCUCGGGCGCGGAGAUUCUCUCUGCGCCGAUGCGCCUCGCGCUCGGCGGCUUGGACGUGGUCCUGAGUGAUGCCCAGCGUGCGGAGUGGUUGGUGUGUCCUACAGAUGACGAGAAAACGGGCGUAUCUGCGGAUGCUGCUGCGCGUCCCUGGCGCGGAUGGGCAGAGCGUCGUCGCGCAGGGUUUGAAUGGGAGGAUCGUGGAUGAAGGAAGUGGUGUUUGCGCGGCCGAUGGAAAGAGACCUGUAGACAGCGGGAAGGGAAAGAGAAAAACUGUCAGAACAGAUAUGUUAUUGUAGCAUAUUGCGUAUUGCGCUGCGUUAAUCAUGCUCGUCCAUUGUCGAUUCCCGGAUAAAGCGAUCUCUACUGUACCUACGCUUCU
Messenger RNA from Phanerochaete carnosa HHB-10118-sp, 1263 nucleotides. RefSeq lists its product as uncharacterized. The record is from RefSeq and is a predicted model, not a curated record. NCBI's taxonomy places the organism in Eukaryota, Fungi, Basidiomycota, Agaricomycetes, Polyporales, Phanerochaetaceae. The transcript has a single exon. The coding region runs from base 1 to 1089 and encodes 362 amino acids.